AUGGAGCCCUCAGCCACCCCAGGGGCCCAGACUGGGACCCCCACCGGCGGCGGGGAGCUGUCUCCGUCACUGGUGCCUCCCGACUAUGAAGACGAGUUCCUGCGCUAUCUGUGGCGCGAUUACCUGUACCCAAAGCAGUAUGAGUGGGUCCUCAUCGCUGCCUACGUGGCUGUGUUCCUAGUGGCCCUGGUGGGCAACACGCUGGUCUGCCUGGCCGUGUGGAGGAACCACCACAUGAGGACGGUCACCAACUAUUUCAUUGUCAACCUGUCCCUGGCUGAUGUGCUGGUGACAGCCAUCUGCCUCCCGGCCAGCCUGCUGGUAGACAUCACUGAGUCCUGGCUCUUCGGUCAUACCCUCUGCAAAGUCAUCCCCUACCUACAGGCCGUGUCUGUGUCGGUGGCAGUGCUGACUCUCAGCUUCAUCGCCCUGGACCGCUGGUAUGCCAUCUGCCACCCGCUGUUGUUCAAGAGCACCGCCCGGCGCGCCCGCAGCUCCAUCCUGGGCAUCUGGGCUGUGUCAUUGGCUGUCAUGGUACCUCAGGCUGCCGUCAUGGAAUGCAGCAGCGUGCUCCCUGAGCUAGCCAACCGCACCCGCCUCUUCUCUGUGUGUGAUGAACACUGGGCAGAUGACCUCUAUCCCAAGAUCUACCACAGUUGCUUCUUCAUUGUCACCUACUUGGCCCCACUGGGCCUCAUGGCCAUGGCCUAUUUCCAGAUCUUCCGCAAGCUCUGGGGCCGCCAGAUCCCUGGCACCACAUCGGCCCUGGUGAGGAACUGGAAGCGGCCCUCGGACCAGCUGGAGGACCAGGGGCCCGGCCUGAGCGCGGAACCCCCCCCUCGGGCCCGGGCCUUCCUGGCUGAGGUGAAGCAGAUGCGAGCGCGGAGGAAGACGGCCAAGAUGCUGAUGGUGCUGCUGCUGGUCUUUGCCCUCUGCUACCUGCCCAUCAGUGUCCUCAAUGUCCUCAAGAGGGUGUUCGGGAUGUUCCGCCAAUCCAGUGACCGAGAAGCCGUGUACGCCUGCUUCACCUUCUCCCACUGGCUGGUGUAUGCCAACAGCGCUGCCAACCCCAUCAUCUACAACUUCCUCAGCGGCAAAUUCCGGGAGCAGUUUAAGGCCGCCUUCUCCUGCUGCCUGCCUGGCCUGGGUCCCUGCGGCUCUCCGAAGGCCCCCAGCCCCCGCUCCUCUGCCAGCCACAAGUCCUUGUCCUUGCACAGCCGGUGCUCCGUCUCCAAAGUCCCCGAGCACGUGGUGCUCACCAGUGUCACCACGGUGCUGCCCUGAGGGCUGCCCUGGUGGCUCCGGUGGGGGCCAAGCUGUUUCCUGCCUGGGCUGCUCCUCUGGCUCCUGGGGGACCCACCUCCUCGUGGAAACUGCUGGAUGCAGUGGGAGGCCAGGGCUCCAAACCUGGCUUUCUGCCUGUUUAACUCUGGGCAAGUGACUUCCCUUCUCUGAGCCCUGUCUCCUAAGCAGGAUUGAUGGGAGGAUUAAGCAUGCUCGGAAAAGCGGAAAGCUCUUUGUAGAUUGUGAAGUGUUGUGGACAGGAUUAUCAUAUUCCUCUUGCGUGGCUGUGCCCCAUGGUAUCAUCCAUCCCCAUCAUCCUUCCGCAGCUUGGCCUUCCUCCCAAAGAUCCCUCUCCCACCCAAUUACAGGCCUUCCCUGGAGUUUGCUCUAAGGGUCUCAGCGGGCAGUUCCAUCUGGCCCAGCGGUUCCAGCUAAAGCCCAGCUGCUCUGAGGCCCACGUGAACUAAUCUGGGUCUGGCCUUUCCCUGGUAGGCACACAGCCCCAUCCCUAACCAGGUGCCGGGUGCACGCACCACAGUCUGGACCCUGUUGGCUUUCUGGUGUGAUAGAACACUCUCCGUGUGGCCAUUUGGCAUGGAGGCCAACAGCCUGAAGCAAUUGUAAUUAAAAGCCUGGCACUGAA
Canis lupus familiaris (dog) is the source of this 1927-nucleotide messenger RNA. It is a transcript of the gene HCRTR1, whose product is annotated as hypocretin receptor 1. The record is from RefSeq and is a predicted model, not a curated record. Gene Ontology annotation, molecular function: orexin receptor activity. Gene Ontology annotation, biological process: G protein-coupled receptor signaling pathway; feeding behavior. Gene Ontology annotation, cellular component: membrane. Bases 1 to 1284 code for a protein of 427 amino acids. The transcript has 7 exons. NCBI's taxonomy places the organism in Eukaryota, Metazoa, Chordata, Mammalia, Carnivora, Canidae.